Molecule: messenger RNA, 1059 nt
Organism: Monoraphidium neglectum
Lineage: Eukaryota; Viridiplantae; Chlorophyta; Chlorophyceae; Sphaeropleales; Selenastraceae
Product: ubiquitin-protein ligase E3 A
Exons: 9
Coding region: 1-1059 (352 amino acids)
Biological process (GO): protein polyubiquitination
Molecular function (GO): ubiquitin protein ligase activity
Source: RefSeq, a predicted model, not a curated record
AUGUGCAUCGUGCGCGUGCGCCGCAACCACCUGGUGGAGGACGCCCUGGACGAGAUCGCGCGGCAGUACAGGCGGGACCUCUUCAAGCCACUACGGGUGCACUUCAUCGGAGAGGAGGGCAUCGACGCAGGCGGCGUCAAGAAGGAGUUCUUCCAGCUGCUGGUGGCUGAGCUGCUGUCCCCGGACUACGGCAUGCUGGUCUACCAGCCUGAGUCCCACACCUACUGGUUCAACGCGUGCAGCCUGGAGGGCGAGGAGCAGUUCAUGCUGCUGGGGCUGGUGCUGGGGCUGGCCAUAUACAACCGCGUGCUGCUGGACUUUCCCCUGCCGCUGGCGCUCUAUAAGAAGCUGCUGCAGCAGUCUGUCGGCCUGCGGGACCUGGAGGACAUGCAGCCCACACUCGGCCGCAGCCUCAGACAGCUGCUGCAGUACGAGGGGCCUGACAGUGUGGAGGACACCUUCUGCCUCACCUUCAGCGUGGAGAUGGACUUUUUCGGGGACCUCAGGACAAUCAGCCUGAAGCCUGGUGGCGAGGACCUGCCCGUGACUGAGGAGACCCGCCACGAGUACGUGGACCUCAUGGUGGACUACCUCCUCAACAGGUCCAUCCACCGCCAGUUUGAGGCGUUCUUCCACGGGUUCCGCAUCCUGUGCGACGGCCCCGCCAUACGCCUCUUCAACGCCUGCGAGGUCGAGCGGCUGGUCUGCGGCAACCCCAACCUGGACUUCGCCGCGCUGGAGCGCAACGCCAAGUACGAGGGCGGCUUCUCGGCGGCUUCCACGGCGGUGCAGUGGCUCUGGGGCAUCGUGCGGGACGAGCUCAGCUUCGAUGAGAAGAAGAUGUACCUCAAAUUCUUCACAGGCAGCGACAGGUCCCCCAUCGGCGGCCUGGGCAGCCUCAAGUGCGUCAUCCAGCGCGACGGCCCCGACUCGUCGAAGCUGCCCACCUCCCACACCUGCUUCAACACGCUGCUGCUGCCGGAGUACGCGACAAGAGAGAAGAUGGCCGACCGCCUGCGGCUCGCCAUACUCAACGCGGAGGGCUUCGGCCUUGAGUAG